This is a messenger RNA of Striga hermonthica, 1176 nucleotides long. The record is from the annotation of a GenBank genome assembly. Lineage: Eukaryota; Viridiplantae; Streptophyta; Magnoliopsida; Lamiales; Orobanchaceae.
AUGUCUUCUUCCCCAAUGGACAUGGACGCACCACUCCCUAACGGCGGCCACUCCACCGCGGCUGCUCCUCCGUCGAAAGUGGCGGAUUCCUUGAAAUUGGAACAUCAGUUGCUUCGUGUGCCCUUCGAACAUUACAAGAAGACGAUCCGCGCCAACCACCGCACGGUCGAGAAAGAAGUCUCUGGCGUUAUUUCCGGAGUAUCAGACGCCGCCGAUUCCGACCUUUCUCGAGAUGACGCUGUUCAUCGACUCAAUUCUUUAGUCUCCCGAUUGCAGGGCCUCAAGAGAAAAUUGGAAGAGGGAAGUCGAACAGAGCACUUGCAAGCACAGAGAUGUAGAACUAGGCUGGAGCAUUUAGAAUCUGCAGAAGUGGACAAUUUUCCAGAGUGGAAUUGCAUCCGUUUGAAGCGAAUACUUAUUGAUUACAUGUUAAGAAUGUCGUACUAUGAAACUGCUGUAAAGCUUGCAGAGAGCAGUGAUAUUCAGGAUCUCGUUGAUAUCGAUGUGUUUCUUGAAGCAAAGACGGUUAUUGAUGCUCUUCAAAAGAAGGAAGUAGCCCCUGCAUUAUUGUGGUGUGCUGACAACAAAUCCAAGUUGAAAAAGUCCAAGAGCAUAUUUGAGUUCCAACUGAGACUGCAAGAAUUCAUUGAAUUGGUAAGAGCCGAUAAUAAUAUGCGAGCUAUACAGUAUGCUCAGAGGUAUCUAGCACCUUGGGGAGCUACUCACAUGAAAGAAUUGCAGCGUGUCAUUGCAACCCUUGCUUUCAGAAGUAACACUGAAUGUUCAACGUACAAGGUGUUGUUCGAGGAAAAACAAUGGGGCUACUUGGCAGAGCAAUUCAAACAAGAGUUCUGCAGAUUGUAUGGGAUGACUCUUGAGCCUUUAUUAAAUAUAUAUCUGCAGGCAGGCUUAUCUGCACUGAAAACCCCAUUCUGUUAUGAAGAUGACUGCACGAAGGAGGAUCCUUUGUCACAAGAAACCUUCCGCAAAUUAGCACAACCACUUCCAUAUUCAAAGCAGCAUCACUCAAAACUAGUUUGUUACAUAAGUAAAGAGCUUAUGGAUACUGAGAACCCCCCUCUUGUGUUGCCGAAUGGCUAUGUUUACAGCACAAAGGCACUCGAGGAUUUGGCAAACCAGAACAAUGGGAAAAUCACUUGCCCAAGAACAGUUUGA